Molecule: messenger RNA, 518 nt
Organism: Paramecium octaurelia
Lineage: Eukaryota; Ciliophora; Oligohymenophorea; Peniculida; Parameciidae
Source: the annotation of a GenBank genome assembly
AGGAACUUUAUGUCCAAUUCUAAUGAAAAAGAGAAGGAGAAGGAACAUCAAGAACAAUAUUAUAGAUAUCCAAAAUCAUUUUUAAAAGAUAUUUUUAUUACUUUACAUUCGUUUGAUAACCCAGAGAGGGAUGAACAUGAAGAAUUUAUUGAUAUUGAAAUGAAAUACGAUUUAUUUAGUUAUGCUUAUAAGGGAAUUGCAGACAUUGAAUUAAAAUUUAUGAAGAGUUCAGAGGAAUAUUUGAAAUUGAAAAGCAUUGAAAAAUGUAAAGAAACCCCUAAAUAUACUUGGAUGUAAAAUAUUUAUAGAAAUAAAAUGAUUAAUAAAGAAGAUGAUAUGCUGGCUUGUGAAAAAUGGGUGAUUGAUAUAAAUGGAUAGAGAGAAGUCUCCUAUGAAGUAACAGUAUUAUGAUUACCAAAUAGUUGGAAUUUUUUUAAUCUCAGAAGGAUAAAUUUUAUUCAAUUAUCUACCCACCAACAACAAUGAAGUUCUUUUAUUAUAUGUUCAAGAAUUAUUGA